AUGAACCAAUCUGCCGUCACCAGCUUCCGCAAAGCCCGCGACGACCUCGUCGCCCUGCUCGAGCAGCAAUCAACCUUCCUACGCCACGACAUCAACAGCCGCGCCUAUGUAAUCCCAAACCUCCGCCUGCAGCUAAUCCAACACCUCGACAUCGUCGCCUCUCUCUCGAGGAAGAUGGCCGUCGACAGCCGCCACCACCCCUACGUUCUAGUCCACCAGACCGGCUUCUACGAUACCGUCGUGCCUAUGCACUGCGCCGCGCUAAAGGGCCAGUGUGCUCAUCUUGCGGAUCGACUGCGCGAUAACCUUUGCACUGAUGUUCCUGUUGCUGUGGCGCGGUUAAUUGAUCAGAUUGUGGCUAACUUAUGCUUUUAG
Penicillium digitatum Pd1 is the source of this 375-nucleotide messenger RNA. RefSeq lists its product as uncharacterized. Lineage: Eukaryota; Fungi; Ascomycota; Eurotiomycetes; Eurotiales; Aspergillaceae. The record is from RefSeq and is a predicted model, not a curated record.